AUGACAGAUGUUCCCGUGGAUAGCGCGGCUGCGGCCCGGCCCGCUGCUCCCGAGGGGCUGACCCUGGCUGAGGAGGAGGAGCUGAGGUCGGAGCUUGCCAAGGUUGAAGAGGAGAUUGGCACUCUGAGGCAAGUGCUGGCUGCCAAGGAGAGACACUGUGGGGAACUGAAGAGGAAGCUGGGGCUGACUCCCCUGGAUGGGUUAAAGCAGAAUCUGUCCAAGAGCUGGCACGACGUCCAGGUCUCCAACGCUUAUGUGAAAACAUCUGAGAAACUUGGAGAAUGGAAUGACAAAGUGACACAGUCCGACUUAUAUCUUUCAGCCAGCAGCACACUGGAGGACUGGAAUGAAAAAUUAACUCAAUCAGAAGCUUAUAAGAAGACCCAGGAAACCCUUUCCCAGGCAGGACAGAAGACUUCAGCAGCUCUCUCCAAUGUAGGUUCUGUUAUCAGAAGGAAACUUGGUGACAUGAGGAAUUCUGCAACCUUCAAGUCAUUUGAAGACAGAGUUGGGACCAUAAAGUCCAGAGUGGUGGGCAGCAGGGAAAACAGCAGUGACUGCCUCCACUCCCCCUUGGGAGCUGGAGAGAAGCCUCCCCAGGACAACACUCCCUUCUAGACCUGUGGUGUGGCUGUGCACGACUGGGAGCAAGUCCCCCCUUCCCUCCCUCCCCAGUCUUCACAACAGCAACAACAUGCAAAUCCCAGGAAGGGGCUGAGAGCCAGUCUGGAGAGAUCCAUCCUUCAUUCAUAGACUGCUGCUGGAUCUAAGUCAAAUAAAGAGAAUGCAAAGUUUUGUACACAAAUAAUAUUUUACACUAAAGUUUGUAGGUUAAAUGUAUCACUGCUGUCCUUUUGGGAGAGCAUGUAAGAGGAGUUUCCUUUCAAGUAGCUCAGAAAUGCCCCUGGUGGAGAUAAAAAACA
This is a messenger RNA of Chaetura pelagica (chimney swift), 923 nucleotides long. RefSeq names its product tumor protein D52-like 2 (gene TPD52L2). Bases 1 to 618 code for a protein of 205 amino acids. The record is from RefSeq and is a predicted model, not a curated record. Gene Ontology annotation, cellular component: cytoplasm. Lineage: Eukaryota; Metazoa; Chordata; Aves; Apodiformes; Apodidae. The transcript is spliced from 7 exons.